AUGCUGGACUCAUUGGAAGACAUCGAGUAUGAUGGCUGGGAAGGUGGGCUGCCCUGCGGUGUCGGCUCCGCACGCGGCCAUGUGGGGGUUGGGGAGGUUCAGAAAUGUGGAAUACGCCUGGUCUAUGAGCAAGAUGCUGAAUGGUUUUCCAGUAUGACCAACUGGGUUGAAUCGGUUUGUAUGAGUGAACUUGGGGAUGAAGUCUUUGUACCGCAGUCUGCCUGCUGGUUUAAUCCAUCUUUGAAAUGGGAGAGAUGCAUUCCACCCUUGGAAGACGAAUCCACACGUGUGGUGCGAGAGAACGUUGAAUCUCUUCUUCCAAGAUACCUUGAGGGACUCAACAGUCGGUCUAAAAUGUUCGAAUUUAACCUCAGAGGAAGCCCAGGGUGGUUUGAGUUGUCUCACUGUCUCCCGGAUAGUAGGUCAAAUUCUGCCGCAGUGCCAAUUGAGAUGCCUCAAAAUCUACAGAAUAACAAGAAGUGGAUGGGAAUGGCAAUACACGCUUCACUUGUGGAGGAAGUGGGACGUCAGGAGGACAGCUAUUGGGUAUUUGUUGCACUCAAAGCAGGUGACGGAUUUGCUGACGUUUUGUUCCCAAAACCUAUGCACAUCAGGCCAUCGUCAGAAGAACGGCAUCAACUUUUGUUUUGUUAUAUACCGCGGGCGCAGAUUCCAGAAGCGGCGUCAUCUCAGACACUAACAACUGCUUGUGGGUUUUCCAUCGGUAUCGACAGCCCUUGUGUUAAAGUUCAAACAUGUGGGUUCCGUAUUGUGUACCAGGAAGAUAUACAAGGGUUUGCUGAUACUAUUCUCCAGUGCAUUCAGAGGGAAGAUUCUCUUAAAGCUUACGAUAAGUGGCUGGAGGAGAGAAUGGCAGAGCGGGAUGACGCCCAUUUAGAGAGAAUGACAGAACGGGAUUCCAGAACCCCACGGGAGAAGUACUUUGACUUGCACUCGCAAAAAUAUAGAAACUGGGACUGGUGUGACCCUCGUCCUCUUUCUCGUUGCUUCGAGAGAGGUGAAAUUUUCAGGUCGAAAUGGUUCAUGCCUUUCAUCAACCAAGGAAACUCCGCAGAAAUCCAGCUGCCUCCGAAUCUCUUCGAUGAUGAUAAUUGGUUGGGGUUUGCCGCAUGUUCUGGGUUCUCCAACAACCAAUAUCCAAACAUUGGUCUUGGCAGCAGUAGCAGUUCUGGUCCUGAUCCAGAGGAGUAUGUUAGACUUACUUACCGUCUGGACUCUGAUGUUGCAUGGCACGGGCUAUUUGAUAUCAUGAUGAAGGAAGAUAUUAAGUAUCACAAGCUAUGUGAAUAUGCGACUGAAUUCAUUUAUAUUCCGCGCAUAGUUCUUAAUAAGGUCUGGAGGCAAAGCAAACUGGCCAGGAUAACUAUGUCGUUCUCUAGCCCAUGCUUAGCAGUGCAGAGCUGUGCCCUUCGUCUACUAUUUAAGGAGGACGUUGAACAUCUGGUAGAAACAUUGACCCUUGCCGAAUUACCUUGAACAUCCCUCAGCAGAUGCAU
Molecule: messenger RNA, 1517 nt
Organism: Fragaria vesca subsp. vesca
Lineage: Eukaryota; Viridiplantae; Streptophyta; Magnoliopsida; Rosales; Rosaceae
Exons: 6
Coding region: 1-1497 (498 amino acids)
Source: RefSeq, a predicted model, not a curated record